Cornus florida is the source of this 1657-nucleotide messenger RNA. RefSeq names its product probable lipid phosphate phosphatase beta. Bases 246 to 1055 code for a protein of 269 amino acids. Gene Ontology annotation, molecular function: sphingosine-1-phosphate phosphatase activity. Lineage: Eukaryota; Viridiplantae; Streptophyta; Magnoliopsida; Cornales; Cornaceae. The record is from RefSeq and is a predicted model, not a curated record. The transcript is spliced from 2 exons.
GGGUAAUAUUGUCUUUUGGCUUUUUCGACAUCCUAUUAUUAGUUUAAGGGGGUUAAAUGGAACAAUUUGUUAGUUUAAAGGGGUUAGUUGCAAAACCUCAACCGUACAUGUUUUUUUUUUUUUUUUUUUUGGCACUUUUCUCUUAUUUUUAUUAAAUUUUUAUAUUUUUUUUCUUUAUAAAUUUUUUAAAACAACCAAAUAUUAUAAAAUAAAAAAUAUUUUACUUCCAAACAAACAAGCUUCAAAUGAUUUUCUUUAUUAAAAUUUCAUUGAUCAUAUCAUUUUUCAUUUUCUCAUGUAUUUUAUCGAAAUUUUUUAUUUUCCAAUUUUCUUCGCACUUCACUUCUGAUAUAACUGACAGUGGGACAUCGUCGGUCAACGGUUUCAAUCCCAAACGAACUCCCCCAAUCAUGGAACCCAAAUCACCACCGUCCAAAUCCCCGGUACCGUCGAUCCUCGACCGUCUGAUCAAAGUCGACACUGCCCUCUCCCUCCACCUCCACACCACCACCCAAUCCAUCCUCCCUCGCUCCCUCCUCAAAACCCUUGAAAUCUCGGGCGACGGCCGCCUCUUUUUCCCCGUCGUCAUCUCCCUCUUUCUCUCUCCUCUCUCUACAACUUCCCACUACCUCCGCCUCUUCCUCGCCGACCUCCUCAUCGGCUCCGUCGUUGACCUCCUCUUGAUCGGCCUCAUCAAGCACCUCGUCCGCCGUCCUCGGCCGGUUUACAACAAGGGCAUGUCCCUCGCCUUCGCCGUCGACCACUGGUCCUUCCCAAGUGGCCACUCCUCUAGGGUUUGCUUCAUCGCCGCGUUUUCGUACCUUUCGUUUGAAUUGAUCGGACGAGCUCUCGACGAACUGAAAUCCUCUGGUGAUCAAUUUGUUGCUGAUUGGAUUGGUUUGAUCGGUUCUGAUGAUGAGUUGGAUGCUACAUGGCUCACCUUUGAUUUUUCUUCUAGAUUUGGUGGGGGAAGGGGUUUGUACCUCCCAUGGCCAGUGUUCAGCCACCGGACCAUACAUCUGCUCGUUGCAAUUGGGUCUGAUCAUUUAAGAUGAGUAGAAUUUCGUGGAUGGCAUCAUCUCUGGUCAUUAGUGCUUCUUUCCCAAAUUUAUGUAGGAUCGUUUUGUUACUUUAUCUAGUUGGCACGCUAACAUGGACCGAAGUAAACUCCCAUGAAAAGGAAGGAAAAUGAAGAGCCACUAAUAUUAUGAAAUCAGUUCCUUUUAUAUCUAGGACUGAAGUGAACUCCCAUGAAAAGGAAGGAAAAUGAAGAGCCACUAAUAUCAUGAAAUUGGUUCCUUUUAUACCUAGGAUUUGGGGCCUUCAACUUCAAACUCAGAUUGUACUUGUCCAAAAAAAAGUCAAACUCAGAUUGUGAGCUUGAUUUUUCGCAAAUUCAAUUCAAACAGAGAUCUUUCUUAUCUUUGUUUUAACUUUUUGCAUGAAUUAAAUAUAGAUAAGAUGAUUUCUCUGCCUAGAGUAUGGACACUUAGAGAGGAAGAUAGCGGUAUCGUGCAGAUGAAAUAUGGCUGUUCUCAUUUUGUGGAACAUUAGCAGCAUGAAGCAAUCUAAAGUACAUAUUUCUUUGUCACCCAUUUAUUUGGCAAUCAUCUUCAUUUCUUGUGUAUUUCUAAUGACUAUGACUAAUUUUUAUUUC